Molecule: messenger RNA, 1002 nt
Organism: Engraulis encrasicolus (European anchovy)
Lineage: Eukaryota; Metazoa; Chordata; Actinopteri; Clupeiformes; Engraulidae
Exons: 4
Coding region: 299-919 (206 amino acids)
Source: RefSeq, a predicted model, not a curated record
UCAGAGGCGAUGAUGGCAGUGCUUGGUUUUUCCUAAAGAUGGUACUUCUGUGGACCCCACUUUGGUAGAUGGCCACAGAGAUAACAGAAGUAUUUGGGUUGCACCAAGUGACGCCCCACCACAGUCUCCGAGCUGGGAAAGAGGGUGCCAGCAGUGCCAAGACAGAAAUCCCUCUCUUAAAGCCACUCUGCAGAGAGAACACUCGGCUGUGACAUCACAUCGGCACACUGGUCUCUCUCUCUUUGGAAUACUCCAGUCCAGUCUGAAGGCAGAUCCAGCUAGUCAAACCAGACAAAAAAUGGCAGGUCCUCCUAAAUCCCCACGGAGCAAUGCCUGCAACCUCCUGCUGUCUUCCCUAGGCCUGUGGUCCUGUGUCUCCCUGGUGGUCAUCAUAGUGUGGGCAACAUGGCCCUCAACGAGGGACCACAACCAUAGGCUGUGUGAGGCAGCCAAGCAGACGGCCAUUGAGAAGUGUGCAGGCGUCAUGGCGUUCAGGGACAGAGACCGGAGGGCAUUCGAAGAGCAGCUAGACAGCAGCCGGCAGGCUCAGGCGUCGCUCAAGGCAGAACUGGAGGCUGUCGCAGGGCGGGUGGAGGAAGCUGAAGUGGCCCUACUGACAAGCCUGCAGAAGAAGGAGACAAUGAAAGACCACAUUGCCACUUUGGAAACAGCAAUAGAAACACACAUGGCGCAGCAGAAAAAUCUGUCAUCAAUACAGGCAUCGCAGACAGCCCACACUCACUCUUUGCAGACCAACCUGACAUGGAACAUUCACCACUGCGCCUCCUGCGAGGCCUUGGUCAGUGCCGCCAACAGCGGACAGAUGGCAGCAGAGAGUCAAAACAAAGCAUGUAUUUCUGCUAAUAAAUAUCUAACCAAACGACUAAAUACAUGCAGGAGUAAAGUCUACGCUGGAUAAGCCCGUGAAGCAAAGCAUAUUCACCACCACUUUGUAAUGUCAUGACUUUGUGUUUAAAAUAGUAAUGAUGAUAAUUAAAUGUA